GCAUUAUUAUAGACGGCUAUGUGCGGGGCUAUCAAAAGGACCCAAGAAACAUACCGGAAAUUUGGAGAGCACGAAAUAAACAUUGGCGUUAAUGCUUAAAUUAUUUGACUUCCAGCUAUUUCAGAGUGGAUAAAAUGAACAACAUGUCCCCCGAGGUUGCACUGCAUCGGAUCUCACCUGAGUUGCGGCCCAUGCUGUGUAGCGUUGUGCGGGACGGCCGUGUAGGACUCGACUCCACAAACUGUCUCCGUGUCACAGACCUCAAAACUGGAUGUACAUCUCUGACCCCUGGUCCCUGCUGUGAUCGCUUCAAACUUCACAUCCCCUAUGCUGGAGAAACCCUGAAAUGGGAUAUCAUAUUCAAUGCACAGUAUCCAGAAUUGCCGCCAGAUUUUAUUUUUGGAGAAGAUGCCGAGUUUCUCCCUGAACCCUCAGAACUACCACACUUGGUCCAGUGGGAUGCUGGGGACCCUGAAUGUUUGCUCCAGCUGGUGAAGGAGCUUAUCCAGCAGUACCAUCACUACCAAUGCCAGCGGCUGCGUGAAAGCUCCAGGCUGCUCUUUGAGUAUGAUAGUCUGCUGGAGGAUCCCAACUACGGCCGCAACAUGGAGAUUUAUGCCGGUCGCAAGAACAGCUGGACGGGGGAGUUUUCAGCCCGUUUCCUCCUCAAACUCCCUGUGGACUUCAGCAACAUCCCCGUCUAUCUCCUUAAGGACACAGCGUUGGACCCUGGAGAGGACGUGGCCCUUCUCUCAGUGAGCUUUGAGGAUGCUGAGGCUACCCAAGUCUUCCCAAAACUCUUCUUGUCCCCCAGCAUUGAACAUGCUCUGGGAGAUUCCUUAGCACUUCAAAUCCCAGCAUUCCCCAGUGGCGGAUGCCUAAUUGACUAUGUCCCUCAAGUGUGCCAGAUACUCAACAACAAGGUGCAGUAUGUCAUCCAAGGCUAUCACAAGAGGAGAGAGUACAUCGCUGCCUUCCUCAGCCACUUUGGAAUGGGCGUAGUGGAGUAUGAUGCUGAGGGAUUCACAAAACUUACUCUCCUGCUAAUGUGGAAGGACUUUUGCUUUCUAGUACACGUGGAUCUUCCGCUGUACUUCCCGAGGGACCAGCCCACCCUCACCUUCCAGUCUGUGUACCACUUCACCAACAGCGGCCAGCUCUAUUCUCAGGUGCAGGUGUCGUACCCCUACAGCCCUCGCUGGGACGGCAAUGAGAUGGCAAAGAGGGCGAAGGCGUACUUCAAGAGCUUCAUCCCUCAGUUCCAAGAGGGAGCCUUUGCCAACGGGAAACUCUAGUACUCUCUAGCUUAAUGACAUGCCUGGAGAGUUGCCUGUGGGAGUGUGUGUGUGUGUGUGUGUGUGUGUGUGUGUGUGUGUGUGCGUGUGUUUUUGUGUCUGCCAUUGUGUACCUGUAUAUGAGUAUGCACAGACUUACAUUUGUGAAAUGUGCUCUACUACAGGCUCGGUAAAUUCCACGUUGUUUGAUUUUGAAAUGGUUGCCUCUCAGUCCGUUCACUUCUUUGUUUUAGUUUUAGUGAGAAGCCACUUUUGUUGUAGAAGUUUAGAAGAAGAUGUCCAGACACGGCAACAUGCUAUAAACAAAAAAGGAAAAAACAAAACUCCCACACAAUUGUUGAAAUGAUCCCAGACUUUAAAACCCAGAAUGUAUGGUGUAGAUACAAGCAAGGGAUGUGACGAUCCAGUUCCUCCACCGCGAAAGGAUUAUGUAAAAAUAUCAGACACAUGAACAUUGUGCUCAUGUCACACACUUUUGUGGGAUCAGGUUAAACAGUUUGUGAUUGUUUGUCUUGUUGCCAGCUCACAGUAAAGGGCCUUUGUUUUGAAGAGGAACUCUGAACUUUGACAGAAAUCGUACAAUCUGCCUGCCCAACCUAACAGUACCUAGUAUUGUUAAUUUUAUUAAGCCAACGACUCCUGGCUUUAAGCAGUCAAACCGCAGAGGGUUGGGUUCACAACACUCCACCCAGAGCUUCCGUGCUGUGAGAGGUAUUUGUUGAUAUGCAAGCAAUAUGUAAACUAUUAACUACUAUGUAAAUCACAAAGAGCUGUAGGGACGAUGCAAAAGACCUUUGUUUACUGUUUGUCUUUUGUCGCUCACGAUCGUCAGAUAAGCCCUGUCAAGUCUUUUACUGGCAGGUUGACAGUACUGUAAAUUACUGAAUGUCAACAUUUCUAUCCAGUAAAGAAGUCUGUUUCCACCU
Sander lucioperca (pikeperch) is the source of this 2221-nucleotide messenger RNA. RefSeq names its product BRISC and BRCA1 A complex member 2 (gene babam2). Gene Ontology annotation, biological process: double-strand break repair. Bases 135 to 1295 code for a protein of 386 amino acids. NCBI's taxonomy places the organism in Eukaryota, Metazoa, Chordata, Actinopteri, Perciformes, Percidae. Gene Ontology annotation, cellular component: BRCA1-A complex; BRISC complex. The transcript is spliced from 12 exons. The record is from RefSeq and is a predicted model, not a curated record.